CCAGAUCAGAAAUUCAGAAACCAACAAAAGAGCAGAGCACACGCAUAAAACACGCGACGACAACCACCGCCGUUCCAAACCUCCAAAAUUCCAGUUGUGUCUUCCGGCCGCGGCGGCCUUGCCAGCUCGGAGCCCUUCCUUCCCCCCAUCUCUCUCCUCCGUCCCUCCAUUGAAUCCAUUCCCCCGGCCCCCUAGCCAAUUUUAAACAACAAGCCCUCCUCUCUCUGCGCUGCCCCCCACCACCACCGAAGGAGAGAUUGAGGGAGAGAGGGAGGAGGAGGACAGCCGGCGCGCCCGUGUGGCCCGCGCGCGACCGAUCGGAUGGCGGCGUCGAUGGCGUCGCCGCGGGGGCGGUCGAUCCGGGAGACGGUGCUGGAGAGCGUGGCGGCGUACCAGCAGCAGCAGCGGAUGCGCCGCAGGUUCCGCAAGAGCCUCUCCUACGCCGGGGAGCUCUCCUCGGCGGGCCGCGCCGGCGGCGGGGACGGCCCGUCCUCGUCUUCGUCCGCGUCCGUCUCCUCGCUCUGCGGGCCCGAGGAGGACGACGAGCCCUUCUGGGAGGAGGAGGAGGGCACCGUCGAGCUCGUGCAGCUCGGCGCCAACCGCGCCAAAAACGUCCUCAUCCUCAUGAGCGACACCGGCGGCGGGCACCGCGCAUCCGCCGAGGCCAUCAAGGACGCCUUCCGCAUCGAGUUCGGCGACGACUACCGGGUCUUCGUGAAGGAUCUGUGCAAGGAUCACGCGGGGUGGCCGCUCAACAACAUGGAGAGCUCGUACAAGUUCAUGGUGAAGCAUGUGCAGCUCUGGAAGGUGGCCUUCCACACCACAUCGCCUAGAUGGGUCCAUUGCCUCUACCUCGGCUCCCUCGCCUCAUUCUAUGCCAAGAAGGUUGAGGCUGGAUUGAAGAAGUACAAGCCAGACAUAAUAAUUAGUGUCCACCCCCUCAUGCAACACAUUCCUCUAUGGGUACUCAAAUGGCAAGGUCUGCAGAACAGAGUAGUAUUCACCACCGUCAUCACCGACCUCAACACUUGCCACCCUACUUGGUUCCAUGCUGAUGUGAAUAGAUGUUACUGCCCAUCAGAAGAAGUUGCCAAGAGGGCAGAAAUGGAUGAACUGAAACCUUCUCAGAUCCGUGUGUUUGGUCUUCCCAUCCGACCAUCAUUCUGCCGUGCUGUUCUUGUUAAGGAUGAUCUACGAAGGGAACUUGAAAUGGAUCCUGAGUUACCAGCAGUUUUGCUGAUGGGAGGUGGGGAGGGCAUGGGUCCUGUAAAGAAGACCGCGAAAGCCCUUGGAGAGGCAUUGUUUGACAAAGAGCUCGGAAAACCUAUUGGGCAGCUUGUUGUCAUUUGUGGUCGGAACAAAACACUGAGCUCCUCAUUGCAAUCUCUUGAAUGGAAAAUGCCAGUAAAGAUUAGGGGAUUUGAGACCCAAAUGGAGAAGUGGAUGGGGGCUUGUGAUUGCAUUAUAACAAAGGCUGGACCAGGUACCAUCGCUGAAGCCUUGAUUAGGGGGCUUCCUAUCAUCCUUAAUGACUUCAUACCUGGACAGGAAGUUGGCAAUGUCCCUUAUGUUGUGGACAAUGGUGCUGGCGUAUUCUCCAAAAGUCCCAAGGAAACUGCUGCACUCGUCGCCAGUUGGUUUGGUCCAGGCUUGGAGGAGCGCAAGAGAAUGUCAGAAAAUGCUUUGAAGUUGGCCCAACCGGAAGCUGUGUUUGACAUUGUCAGGGAUAUCCAUGCGCUCUCUCAGGAGCAAGGUGUGAUAUCACAGAUCUCCAGCUCCUUGACAUCAUCGUUUUUCAUACAAUCUCCUGAAACCACCCCCAUCCAACUUAUGUGAAGUCUCAAACUGUGUACAUAGGUAGAAUUGCAAUACAUCUCUUGCACCUUGCAUAUGCCCUACAGUAUAUCCUAGAUUGCCUGUUUGUUUCAUUUGUUGACGGGGUUCCACUGUUUUCUGUUCAUGGCUUCUUGUGAUAGUUUUUAUGGGCUCGUUUGACUGACUGACAACUGCUCCUUUGUAAUAUUGUGUUCAUGUAAGAUUUGUGAAAAAUCAUUCAUUGACAUCAUUCUUUCAUGUCUGUCGUUACCGAAUGGGGGGCCGUGGUUGGCUUGUAAAGUAUGCUCAGUUUUGUGGAUUGAAGGUCUUAGAUUCCCUUUUCGUGUAAUCCAUGUUAGGAUUACUGUAAAGAAGUGCACAAUAUGAUACAAAAUUUGAGAGUGGAAGUCUUGUAUUUGUUGAAGAUAAUGAGUGAUAUUCA
Molecule: messenger RNA, 2257 nt
Organism: Brachypodium distachyon (stiff brome)
Lineage: Eukaryota; Viridiplantae; Streptophyta; Magnoliopsida; Poales; Poaceae
Product: probable monogalactosyldiacylglycerol synthase 3, chloroplastic
Exons: 8
Coding region: 322-1836 (504 amino acids)
Biological process (GO): glycolipid biosynthetic process
Molecular function (GO): hexosyltransferase activity
Source: RefSeq, a predicted model, not a curated record